GUUUUUCUUUUACUAAUUACAAGGCACAUGCACCCUUCUAGCUCAAGAUCCCGUUCCUGCAUGGCCAGUAGAUAGCCCUCAGUGCCAAAUAAAUAGGAGUCGCGUGACGUCAUCAUAUCACUUAACAGAACGAAAAUAUAUCUUUUAUUCUUCUUUCAAAUCGAUACUGCACGAUCUACCCCAAAUCAUAUACUGCACCCUCCUCGAUCCUCCCCCAGUGUUCUAUUGAUUCACUGUCUAACUGUUUAGCAACGUGCUAUUGUAUUUUCCUUCUACUCGAGCUCCGCGGGGGAAUUGUCGGGGGUUAUAGUUUGAAGAUCCGAUUUUAUAUUUGCUCGCUCGCAGUCUGUGUAAUUUGUCAGCUCACCCAUUGUUGAACUCUAACGCGCCUGUAUUUUGGUUGUCUGAAGUGUGUGGGCCCAUUCACCGAGCUCUACAAUAAAUAUUUCCUAUUUGCAGUAGACCAUCGUUAUGGGAACCUAACGGGUUGAACUUGCUAUAAUGUUCGUAACGAGGUGAAUAGGCUUGUUGAAUAUCAUGAUUCUUACCCGGAUUCUUAAUACAAGGAGGCAAUAAGGAAUUAAAAUAAUGUGAGAUUUGUGUCUCCGACAGUUCGUGACAGCUUAUCGCUUCACGUUGCCAAGCACUUACCCGUCUACCGGAUCGCCCAACAGAGGGUCCACAACAUGCCUCACAUGGUACCCACCAUGCACAAGGUGGGUGUUCGGGAUGUCAGCGGUAGGUUCGUUGACACGUUCGACCUGAUGCUGCAGUUGCCAUGGGGAGCUCUCAUCACCGUCGUCGUCCACCACGACAUGACCAUCCACCAGCUGAAAUCCGCCAUCGAGUUUUCGGUCGGGCUUCCGUCUGAUCUACUGACACUGGGUUACAAGCGCCACGCCUCCCUUGCCGAAAAUCUAACUCUUCGGGAGAUGAAAUUGAUACCAGGGGAUCGCGUCAAUGUCAUUCUCGAAUAUGGAUUUGAAGAGCUUGUGUCUGGUGCUGUUUCUGGCAACACUCAGUUAAUCAUCAACGAUAUCAAGAGGCACUGGAACGAGGACGAUGUCGACAGAAGGCGCAUGGUCGUCAUGUUCAUCGCAGCACAUCGAGGAUUUCAUUAUCUUAUUGAUAAGAUGUUAGAUGAUGGAGCUCACCCCGACUCAAUAACACCUGCUGGUCGAACACCUCUUCACAUCGCCUGUGCCAUGGGGAAUGGUGGAUGUAUAGAUACCCUCCUGCAACACGGAGCUAACACUACACUAAAGGAUGCGAACAACAAGACUCCAGCUCAGCUUGCCUUCAGUUGCGGCCAGCAGGAGGCCGAACGUCGGAUGGUCUUGUAUGAGAGGGCUCGAUCCCGUCAGACCAGACGGCUCAGCAAACACGAUGAUUGGUUGCUUACCUUACCAAAGAGCAGUCCAUCGCCAACUACCGCUUCGACCUCAUCCUCGUCAUCGUGGUCUCGGUCACCAAGGUUUCCGGUCUCACGUCUAGCGAGAAGCGUGACACCAACACUGGCCCUGCAGGAGUUAUCUCUUUCCCCGGCACCUGGUCCGGAGCUGAUGGUCAAGUCCUUGAGUGGAGCGGUGAAGACGAAGAAAGCACUGAACAGGUUUUCUGUUCGGAGGCUAACUCAAGCCGACCUUGACGGGAUGAGCCAGAGCAGUGAGGGCAGCGUCGAUUCGGAACCUGCCAAAGAAGAAGAUCUUCCCACCUUCGAUGAUCAAGAAUCUGCAAAUGAUGGGGAAGAGAACGAGGAAAAUGUGACAUUAGAUACCAUACCAGUAUCCAGUCCGGAUGAUACAGCUUCUACAGUCACCUUGCAGUCGCCUUCGCCACGACCACCGGCGAUGCCGCCCGCCAUACGACCACCACAUCUUCUUCCAUCGAGGACUACAGCUUGGCAACAAGAAACGCGGAAAGUCCGCUUCAAUGAUUCUACAAAAGACGCUGGUGUGAUCCAUACUGAGCGGUCAAGGGCACGUUCUGCUCCAGCCAGGAGAUCAGUCAAUAUGUCGUCUGUGGUAUUGGGAUCAGAUACAACACAUCAAAGCCCUGACACUGGACCGGAUUCCCCAUCACGCGUUAACAGCAGCGGAGACAAUCAGCAUCUAUCUAACCUUAGCAAUGGAAUUCAGUGCAAUAAACCUAUCGCCCCUCCCCGCAACAAACCACGAGCAUCAUCAGCUAGACUCCGAAGCCCACGUUACAACCCCCGAUAUCCUGAUGACCGUUACGGUCGGGACGAAAUAUUGGACAUGAGAAAGGUCAAAGACAUCCAGGCAUCCUUGGAGGUAAGCGUCGGUCUCCGUGAGACUACUGAUCAACCAUUUUUGUCAAACGGUCGCAGAAAAGCCACGCCAGAAGAGAAUGGCGAAGCCUUUGUUGAUUGGUUGGAGGGGAAGGUACAAGGUGCCAAGGAUAGGAAGCUGUUGAACAAUGUCCAGAAGAUGUUGGAUGAAGCAUUUGGUAGAGCUGACGAGGAGAUUAAAAGACAGGAAGAGAAGCGGCCCAAGAUAACGGGCCAAUCGUAUGAGGACUGGAAGAAACAGAAAGAUGAAGAGGUACGGAACAAGCGGAAGGCUGCAUUGGAGAAGCAACGGCAAAAGGAAGAGGCGCGCAGACUCCAAGCAUCCACUGAUGCUGAGAAUGAACUUCUCAUAAAGGCUUGGAUCGCCCGCAAGACUGAUAUGGAGAGGAAGAUAAAGCUUAGCGAAGUGAAGGAAAAGAAAGAAAAACAGAAAAGAAGGACCGAAAAACAGAUCGCCGCAGAGAGUGCCUUCACUAAGUGGAGACUCAACAAGGAAUGGGAGGAACUGGUCAGGUUAAGAGAAGGGAAAGAAUUCUUUGAUCCGGCUCUGAAGGCCACGAGAGUGAGCGUAAAACGAUCAGCAAGAAAACGAAUGCAAUCUGCAGGUCGUAGUAACACGACAAACUUGAAAUAUGGAUCGUAGACAUUCGCUUAUUAAUGGUAGUUCCAGUUUUGGAUAAUCGGACUUUAAAGCUUGCCAAAUUUUAUUUCACCCCGCAUUGCCUUUCGUCAAGUGUUGCAGUUGAAAUGUAUUUCUAUAUUCUAUAAUUUUGAUAUAUAUUUCCGUCUUGAUAAUCCAUUCCAUUUCGAUGCAAUAAUGUAGAUACAUUUUAAUCACACUGAUGCAAUUUUUAACAAACGUUUAAAACGGUAUAUUGAAAGUAAUUAUUCAUCGAUCUUCGUCAAAAGUUUACAAAUCAUUGUCUGAUAUUUUGUAUUUGACUGUUUGAUGGCGCUUGAUAUAUCAAAUCAUGGCAUAACGGUGGGGUUGAUUUCUCAUCACGACCGGAGGAGGAUAUGUGACGUUAUCCCCGAGAAAUAAGGGUGAUUUGGAUGCAAGAUAGGGUAGCGGCCGAACAAGAAAAUAACCAUACACCUAUAUGAUAGUAUUUGCUCAUUAGUCUUCAAAUUCCUGAGAACAUGACCCCAGCUGCCUGGGAAGCGUCCACCCCCCGGUCACCGGAUCACCGUCUCUGCUUAUAACGGGAUUAUACAUGUUCAGACUUCGAUUUAAACCGUACAUCGGUCAUGUUCAAUUUUAAUCAUUUCACCUAUCUUUAAUCGUAUUUGUGUGUGUAUGAAAUGCACCUUUCAUUCAGCUGCACUCUCAAAAAUAAAAUCUUGUCAUUGAUAAAAACACGUUUCUCAUUCUUAGUGGAGUGAAACGUAAAUAUAAAAUAACCACUCAGUUUAAAAAAUACAUGUUUCAUGUAUAUACAACCGAUCAUCAAAUUUUUUUUGCUUUCCGAAACCAACUUGUUUUACAAUCAUUUUUUUGUUGUUACCAUCUAUAUAAUAAGAAUAAGCGUACCUAUAUAGCAAGGGAGAAAAAUAACUCUUCGUGGUCGAAAUGAUAAUCUGUCACCAAAACUCUUAAUGGAUCUUAGAAUCAUUUUUAUUUUGUAUAUCUGGUCUACUAUUAAUGUAUAAACGAGCGACGUAAUAGAGUGAAACAAGGAUUUUUGGUAAAAAAAAAAAACAAUUGUCAAAUUAGAAAAUAAUUAUACUUUUUUUAGAUAUCUAAAAAUAUUUUUUUAUUGCUAUCCAGCCGAAUAAGUCUGUCAUGGCGACAUUUUUGGCAUUUAACCUGCUGUCCAAAAUCAAGUCAUGAUCUGAUGUAAGAGCAAAAUGACCCUUACAAGUACUAAAGGAAUAAUUCACUUUACGCUUAAAAAUUAAUAUAACGUACAUUUUGUGUAAAACUAUUGGGGCUAACCAGACUCUUUAAUGCAAAAUAAAUUAAUGAUGCAUGUUAUCGAUGCUAAUGUUAUUGAAUAAGAGUGAUCACUCUCUGAAAUAAUCUUGAACUUGGAUCUUAUGAGAGAUGGAAGCACUCGAUCAAAAAAAAAUAUUAAUUUUGUCCAUACUGCAAACGACCUCAAUUAAUUUGAAGCAUUUUAUUCGCGAGAAUCAAUACCCCCCCCCCCCCAUUAAGAUGUGGGCGCCACAAAGAAAUUCCUUAAUCGUCUCAAACUGAAAAGGGGUCUACAUUAAUUAUGUUUUCACCUUAUUUGUCACAAUUUGAACAUAUCAUAAUUCCGAUGGUACAUUGCAAUAAAGAUCGAUUCGUAAA
Molecule: messenger RNA, 4604 nt
Organism: Lytechinus pictus (painted urchin)
Lineage: Eukaryota; Metazoa; Echinodermata; Echinoidea; Temnopleuroida; Toxopneustidae
Product: synphilin-1-like
Exons: 8
Coding region: 687-2954 (755 amino acids)
Molecular function (GO): protein binding
Source: RefSeq, a predicted model, not a curated record